Cololabis saira (Pacific saury) is the source of this 2724-nucleotide messenger RNA. Its product is annotated as retinol dehydrogenase 13-like. The transcript is spliced from 7 exons. The record is from RefSeq and is a predicted model, not a curated record. The coding region runs from base 100 to 1182 and encodes 360 amino acids. Lineage: Eukaryota; Metazoa; Chordata; Actinopteri; Beloniformes; Belonidae.
ACCUUGCGCUUCCUGCCACCACAUUGGAGUGUUUUCAAGACAGCUUCGGUGUUAAUCCGUUUUUAUGUAGUGUUUAGUUGUUGGAAAUCUUCUAGAGUAAUGAGCAGAUAUAUUUUACCUGUGUCCGUUUUUGGAACAGUGAUUGGAGGCGGUGUUUUAUUGAAAAAUCAUGUGACAGGAGGCCGGUGUCCCACUAAGGCUACGAUUAAUGGAAAGACCGUGGUCAUAACAGGAGCUAACACUGGUAUCGGAAAAGCGACAGCCCGAGAACUUGCACAGAGAGGGGGACGAAUCAUUAUGGGAUGUCGUGACAUGGAGAAAUGUGAGGAAGCAGCAAAGGAAAUCAGAGGGAACACUCUGAAUCCUCAUGUUUAUGCUUGUCACCUCGACUUGGCCUCCAUGAAAUCCAUCCGAGAGUUUGCAGAAAGAAUCAAACGAGAGGAGAAGAAUGUGGAUAUACUGAUAAACAAUGCAGGGGUCAUGAGGUGUCCAGCAUGGAAGACGGAUGACGGCUUCGACAUGCAGUUUGGAGUGAACCACUUAGGCCAUUUCUUGUUGACGAAUCUCCUGCUGGAGAAGUUGAAGGAGUCCGCCCCCAGCAGAGUGAUCAUCCUGGCCUCUCUUGCCCACAUUAUUGGAAAGAUUGACUUUGAUGACUUGAACUGGGAGAAGAAGAAGUUUGAUACCAAGCAGGCGUACUGUCAGAGCAAGCUUGCCAAUGUUCUGUUCACCAGAGAACUCGCAAAGCGAUUACAGGGCACAGGAGUCACAGUGAAUGCUGUGCACCCAGGAGUUGUUGCUACGGAGCUUGGGAGACACACUGGUCUGCACCAAUCACAGUUCUCAAGCUUUAUGCUCGGUCCCUUUUUCUCUCUGCUGGUGAAAAGCCCAGAGCUGGGAGCCCAGCCCAGCAUCUAUCUGGCCGUGGCCGAGGAGAUGGAAGGGGUGACGGGGCAGUACUAUGACGUGAUGACUGAAAAGGAACCAGCCCCUCAGGCCCUCGAUGAUGAGACAGCUAUCAGACUGUGGAAAGUCAGCAGUAGACUGGUGGGUCUGGAAGGAGAAGGACAGUCCACUACGCCAAACCCACCAUCAGAAGGCCAAAACAAAGCUGGACCGACAGACCCACCGCAGGCACCCGCGCAGAGACCAGAACCACAUGCCAGUACUGCGGGAUCGUAGGUCUGUUCUGGCCUCUGAGGGAAUAUGGGAUGAUGGACUUUGAUGGCUUGAGCUGUGACACACGUAUUGGAGCAAUUAACUGUACAAGACUCUGACUAUUGAUGUCUGUAUAAUUACAAAUUUCAGUCAGUAUGUCUUUACGUUCCUGCAUCAGGAUAUUCUUUGUUUUUUUAAGAAAUUAUUCCACUGUUACUAAUUAAAAAAACAACAAUAUAUACUCAUCAACUGAAACACAAUACACACUUGAAUUGCUGCAGUACACUGUGUUAUUCCAACUGCCUAAUUGUUUUUUAUUUCACUCUUUUUAUGCUUGUUAAACAAUGUCAACUGGUAACUGAAAUGCACAAAGUAUGAGGAAGGAGCUUGUGAAACUACCUCAUAGUAUACAAAGGAGAAAGAAAGGUACGAUUCCAGGAAAUGUGUUCCUGACACAUUCUACGAUUGAUUUACAGAUGCUGUUACAAUCAAUAGGAAAGGAGUGAAUCAAACAUCAACCUUUAGAAGUACAGGCUGUGCAAAGCCUUGAAAAUGUAUUCGGGUCAUUGAUUUUUUUUUUUUUUUUUAGAAUUUGUGUUCCUAUAACCUGGUUUUUUUUUUCGGUUGGGGGGGUCAUUGAUAAACAGAAAAGGUAUCAAAUAUACCCAAAUCGUGAGUUUGUCUGGGAGUAUCUGUUAGGUUAAACACAUCUAGUCACUGGGAAUUUUGCCCCUCUCCAAAGGGAGAAACGUUCCAGCUCCUACUGUACAAGUUUAGGUGGGUUUCACUAGUACUCUGCAGUUUUUAAAUCAUACCUAACAUUCUCAAUUAGUUUGCAGUGUCUGGGUUUGACUCUGUCGUUCCGAGGCAUUUAAAUGUUUCCCACACGAGAGCGUUGCCUCUCUCCAGGUCUCAAUUCUCCAGAAGACUAAAUCAAGUUUCCUCUCAAGAAUUUGCCUAGAUUUAACACCAUCCAUCAACCUUCAACUCUGACCAAUUUAAAUAAAUAUCUCCACAGCAUGAAGCUGCCAUCAAGCUUCAUUCUGAGGUGAUGUUGUAUUUGCACCACACUGUUUCCCUUUUGUCAAAAUAGCUUGAAGUGGUCGUACGGACAGGCACUCCUUUCUCUGCUAUGCUCUAUAGCUUCUUUGUUUACUGGCUGAUUAAUGCUCCUCUGGCCUUUUCUAUGAGUUUUAAGGGUAAACCCUCUAUUUGUAGGUUUUUUUUUUGUGACAAGUAUUUUUUUAAUGAUUAAUUUAAUGGUGAUAAUCUUCUUUUUUUCAAUCCGUGGAUAUCCCUUGUUACAUAUUUUUAAACGUGCUUCUGGAUUCAGGAGUAAAAUGUGGGUAUAAAGUGCCACCUGUCUGCCAAACAUAGAAAAUACAGGUGCCUGAUAGCAAAUGCCACGUGACCUUGACUGUAGGACAUUUUACAUAUUUUCACAUUGUUUAAAGAUCAGGUUUUUAUUGUCUUUUUCUUUCUAUAUAAUUCAUGUUUUUGAAAAGGUUUCUAGAGCCUUGUUGUUAUUGACCCCUGGUUGCCAGUUACAUCCAGAGUCUGGUAUCA